UAUUUUUAUUUUCAUUCCGUAUUGUUAAAAGUUAUAAAAGAUUUGAAUAUGUAAGCAUAUAAAUGCUUACGAAUAUAGAAUAUAAGGCAACUUUAGUUAUUAUUUUGGAAAAUAAUGAAUAUUAUUCGAUUGAGCAAACGGUGACGCAAUCCUGAACAAUAUAUGUAGAGUCAUUGAAAAAUUAUUGUAUUCAACUUAUCUUCGAAAAAAUUGCUCUUAUUAGAUGUGUAUAUUCGUUCUCGAUAGGUUGUCAAACAAGUAUUACGCGAAUUUGGUGUCCCUUACUUCGUGCUUUCGUAGAUAAAAACAUGUUACUAUUUCCAUAGAUUAUGUAGGUAUAAUUUAGUCUAGUCGAUAAAACGUUACCGGCGAUUACCGGCGAUUACCGGCGUUUUAUUCAAUCCGCGAAAGUUCCUCAUUGCCAAACUAUGAAGAGAGUGAUACUUUUUGUCAACGGUACCGAUGUCAACGGCAAGGUAUUUAUGAUUACACAUUCUUUAGAAGAAUUAUUGUCCGCUGCUAGUACAAAGUUUGAAAUAAGUGCUAAAAGAAUCUUUACUCCGCAAGGUGGAGAAAUUGAUGAUAUCAAAUUGAUCAGAGAUGACGAUAUAUUGUAUGUUUCAAGCGGAGAAGAUUUCAUUUAUAAAAAUAAAGUUACCAACGAUGAUCAAAUGAAUGAAGAUUCAGAAUGGAUUACUUUGAAUGUCGGUGGAAAAUAUUUUACUACUACGAGAAGUACAUUAACAAGAAAUGAACCGAUGAGUAUGCUAGCCAGAAUGUUUACAAGAACGCAAAAGUCUGAUGAUACAUUAAAGCCAAGUUUGAAAGAUCACACGGGUGCCUUCUUAAUUGAUAGAAGUCCUGUGUAUUUUGAACCAUUAUUGAAUUUCUUAAGGCAUAAUCUUAUAAUAUUAAACUCUAAUGUUAACGUAGAUGGCGUGCUAGCAGAGGCUCAUUAUUAUGGAAUGGAAAAUGCUAUAAGUGUUCUUACAAAAAUGGCCAAUGAAAAAAAUUCUCCAGGAGAUGGUCUCAUAACUUUAAACCGCAAACACGUUGUGAAAGCAAUCAUGUCUACAUCGCCAGCUUCUGAACUAAGAUUUCAGGGUGUUAAUUUCUCAGGUGCUGAUCUUUCAAAGUUGGAUCUUAGGAAUAUUAAUUUUAAGUAUGCUGUUAUGGACUCUUGUAAUUUGUCAGGUGCUAACUUAUCUGGAUGUUGUUUUGAACGAGCUAAUUUGUCGCGUGCCAACCUUAAAGGUGCACUGCUUUCAUGCGUAAGAAUGCCAUGUGCCAACUUGGCUUCUGCAAAUUUACGUUCGUGUAAUUUUGAAGAUCCUAAUGGUUUGCCUGCAAAUAUGGAGGGGGCAGAUUUUCGAAAUGCCGAUUUUGAAGGAAGUAAUAUGCCAGCAGUUAAUCUGAGAGUGGCCACGUUAAAGAAUGCUAUUUUACGAAAUUGUGAUCUAAGAUCGGCUGUAUUGGCUGGAGCAAAUUUAGAGUGUUGCGACUUAUCAGGCUCAGAUUUGCAAGAAGCCAAUUUACGUGGGGCAAAUUUGAAAGAUGCCACUUUUGAAUUAAUGCUUACACCAUUACAUAUGUCUCAAACCAUUCGGUAACAAUAAAAGAAAUGCUAAUUUUUUAUAACUUUUUGCUUAUUGUGAUAUAUAAACGUGGUUUAUAUUUAACUGAUAUUUCAGCCAGAUAAUAUGAAUUGCAACAUUGGUAAUAUUUUUCAUUGUUUAUUUUCAAAUUGAUAUUUAUAUUUAUAAUACAUUUAAUUAACAUUUAUAAAAAAAAAUCUAUUAUGAAAAAUGUCUUCUUCGUUCUAUUAGAUAAACUGAAAAUUGAUAAGCUGGAAUUAAUGAAAAAUAUAUAUAUAGGAAUAUAUGUAGGAAUACCUAUAUAUGUAUGUAAUUCUAGAGGAAUUUUAUGUAAGCUCUUUCACUAGUUUUAUCGUUGCUAUAAGCGUGUGUCCACGUGGUUUAUUAUUAAAUCAAAUAUGCUAUUAGAUUUUCC
Polistes dominula (European paper wasp) is the source of this 2010-nucleotide messenger RNA. Its product is annotated as BTB/POZ domain-containing protein KCTD9. Gene Ontology annotation, biological process: protein homooligomerization; intracellular signal transduction. The record is from RefSeq and is a predicted model, not a curated record. NCBI's taxonomy places the organism in Eukaryota, Metazoa, Arthropoda, Insecta, Hymenoptera, Vespidae. Gene Ontology annotation, molecular function: protein binding.